Messenger RNA from Carica papaya (papaya), 1234 nucleotides. NCBI's taxonomy places the organism in Eukaryota, Viridiplantae, Streptophyta, Magnoliopsida, Brassicales, Caricaceae. The record is from RefSeq and is a predicted model, not a curated record.
CUCUCUCUCUCUGACUAUCUCUAUCAUGGAUUCAUCUUCUCGGUCCUCUGUCAUCAUUAUCGGCGCAGGCAUCUCCGGCGUAUCGGCGGCUAAGGUUUUGGCGGAGAAUGGAAUAGAUGACGUCGUGAUUCUGGAAGCUACGGAUCGUAUUGGCGGCAGGAUCCGGAAAGAGGAUUUCUGUGGCGUUUCGGUGGAGCUAGGUGCUGGAUGGAUCGCCGGAGUCGGCGGAAAGGAGGCUAAUCCGGUUUGGGAGCUCGCUUCUCAGUCGGGGCUCCGUACGUGCUUCUCCGAUUAUAGCAAUGCCCGCUACAACAUCUAUGAUCGGAGCGGGAAGAUUUUCCCGAGUGGAGUCGCGGCCGACUCGUACAAGAAAGCGGUGGACUCAGCCAUCCAGAAACUCAGAAGCCAAGAGGCCAAUUACACUGAUGACCUCUCCAAAACAAACGAACCGCCUCUGUCGCCUAAGACGCCAAUCGAGCUGGCAAUUGACUUCAUUCUCCACGAUUUUGAGAUGGCAGAAGUUGAGCCAAUAUCAACAUACUUGGAUUUUGGGGAAAGAGAAUUUCUAGUUGCAGAUGAAAGAGGAUACGAGUUUUUGCUAUACAGAAUGGCUCAGGAUCUUCUUUUCACCUCUGAGGGUAAAGUUCUGGACACUCGUCUCAAACUUAAUAAGAUUGUGAGAGAAAUUCAGCAGUCCACAAAUGGUGUUAGGGUGAAAACAGAGGAUGGUUGCGUCUACGAAGCCAAUUACGUGAUUUUGUCUGUUAGUAUUGGUGUUCUCCAAAGUGAUCUUAUUUCUUUUUGGCCUCCUUUACCUAGGUGGAAGACAGAGGCAGUUGAGAAAUGUGAUGUGAUGGUGUACACAAAGAUCUUCCUCAAGUUCCCCUAUAUGUUCUGGCCUUGUGAGCCUGAAAAAGAGUUUUUCAUCUAUGCUCAUGAGCGCAGAGGCUACUACACCUUUUGGCAGCACAUGGAGAACGCUUUCCCUGGAUCCAAUAUCCUGGUCGUGACAUUGACAAAUGGUGAAUCAAAACGUGUAGAAGCUCAAUCGGAUGAGGAGACACUUAGAGAAGCUAUGGAUGUGCUCCGAGACAUGUUUGGACCUGACAUACCUAACGCCACCAAUAUACUUGUGCCACGGUGGUGGAAUGACAGAUUCCAGCGUGGAAGUUACAGCAACUAUCCUAUUAUAGCAAAUGAGCAAGUUUUUCAUAAUAUUAAGGCACCUGUAGGA